Molecule: messenger RNA, 3297 nt
Organism: Spodoptera frugiperda (fall armyworm)
Lineage: Eukaryota; Metazoa; Arthropoda; Insecta; Lepidoptera; Noctuidae
Exons: 2
Coding region: 579-1886 (435 amino acids)
Source: RefSeq, a predicted model, not a curated record
AAUAAAAAGGCUGGCAACCCCAGCCAAUGUAAACAUUGGCUCCGUAUUUAAAUUUGUAAAUUUGCCUAAUUAAGUGUGUAAAACUAUAUAAGUAGUACCAGUGAGUUCCGAAUAAGCUAAUAAUCCAGUGAUAUCGUUUGCAGACGCUAUAAUAGCUUCUAACUAAUAAAAACUAUAUUUAAAUGUUACAUAUCGAAGUGCAGUAAAUGUUCGACAUAACUAAUAAAUCCAGUGCUCAAGGUAUACACUGAAUACAAACAAUAACAUUCCUCAAAUGGGAUACAAAGUGUGGUAAUAAAUAUAAAAGUGCUAAGUGAAAGUGAAAUAAUAAACUAAAUAAACUAUUAAAACUAAAACUUUUCUGUUUUUACCUCCAAAUUUGAACAUUGGCGGUACUACCAACCGAACGAGCUUGAAUGAAGCGCAGUUGCGUUCCAGUCCACUAUUGAUAGCGCUGCCAACCGUAACGAUAGGAACGUUCCAUAGAAUCGUUUGUUUACGUUUAGCAUAUCAAGACACGUUCCAUAUCAAAAAAAUUGAAUAACAGUAUUUAUAACAUUAACGUUCUAUUUAUAAAAAUGGAACUAAAUAAUAUUACUAUGAGAAACCGAUGUAUUAGGAGAUGUCUUUCGAGUGCUUCUCUUGAAUCAAUUGAUUCUUCAUCAUCUAAUCUAAGCGUUAAGAGUAUGAUGGACCUAUCUACCUACAUCAUGACUGAUGAAAUAACACAACUACAAAAUUCGAUACAGAAAUUGAGGGAAGAAUUAUUAAGUGCUCAUACUGAGAUAGAACAACUAACAUUGGAAAAUUCUGAAAUUAAAAUACAGUUGCAAAAUGAAAUAAAAAAAACUGAGCAACUUAGAAAAAUGUGUACUACAUUUAGUCACAAAAAGACUGUCUCAUCGUCAACCUCAUUAAAACUGAAUAGAAGUCAAGCUAUAAAACAGAAAACUGCCUCAAGGAAACUUAAUCUUGACUUGGAUUUUCAUACCCCCAAGCCUUCCCGAAACAGCACUUCUUUGGAGUUUGCAGGAAAUAAUAACAAUCCGCCAACUACCACUAGUCAACCUAAUCCUAACAUUGAAGAUGGAGAGAAGAUACCCAGUCCUCCGUGUUGCGAUUCAAGGAAAACUACGAAAACUACGAGCCCUCAAACAGAUAUUAGUCAACCCAACAGUGAUAAAUGUCUUGAAGAAUCUGGUAAAAUACUUAUCUUCUCUGAUGAUCAAGGACAAGGUACUGUGCAAAAAUUAUUAAAAAACAAACAUAAAUUAAUUUCUGAUAAUUACAAAGUACAAUCUAUGACAAAACCAAACGCUAAAACAAACCAUGUAUUGGCAGAUUGUAAACAUUACACUAACUUACUUUCAAAGAAAGAUCAUGUAAUCAUAAUGACUGGGAGCAAUGACUCAAAUCCAGUGGAAUUUUUGUCUGAAAUAUCUAUAGCAUUACAUUUUCUUAAUAAUUGCAAUGUGUAUGUAGUAAAUGUGCUUCAUAAUAAUUACCUUAAUGAACGUAAACUGAAUGAUCAGCUAAAGUUAAUAACUCGAAAUUACAAUAACUGUACAUUUGUAGAGACAAAACCACACAAUGUUUUACAGCAAAUAUUGUAUCAUAUCAAUGUAAAACUAUAUUAUGAAAUAUUCCUGUCUUAUAAUAAUCUAACAAUUCAACAAUGUUGCGCCUCACAUAAAACUUUAAAUAAAAAUUCUCAUGUUAUAACAACAUAUUCAAAUGGUUGUAAUGUAGAAAUAAAAAAAGGUACAAUACCUUACUAUUUCCCUGUUAUAAAAAAACUUUCACAGACAGAACCAAUAGAGAAUGUUUCUAGUACCAAUAACCAGUCGCAAGUUAAACCAAAAGUAAAUAAUUUUUUUCGCGACUAAAUCUUCGUAUUCUGUCUUUCACCAAAAUAUUGCGGGUGCCUUAAAUAAGAUGCAGGACUUGGAAGUGGCACUACUAGAGCUUCUCGAACUGAGAAAGAAUGUUGUAGUUGUAUGUUUAAGUGAACACUUCAUCAAAAAGCAUGAGGAAAUGUACCUCAACAUUAACGGUUUCUGCCUAGCUGAUAUUUUCUCUCGUGAGAGUCAACGUCGCGGAGGUACUUGCAUCCUCUGUAGAAAUGACUAUGUAAGUACUAAACUUGAUGUUAUAAGUGAAUUCGCAUCUGAAAGACACUUUGAAAUAUGUGGUAUAAUGAUAAAAAAUCUUAAUCUUAUAGUACUAUGUAUAUAUAGAACCCCGAAUUCCGAUGUUAAUACAUUUUUUGUUUGUCUUGAAAAAACUCUUUUAAGAAUUCACAAUAAAAAACAAAAUAUUAUUAUCUGUGGAGAUUUUAAUAUAGAUUUGCUGCUUUCAGAUAAAAAUAGUGCAACUUUUAGAGAUCUGAUGCUAAAUUAUGGUGUACAACACUACAUAAAUGAACCCACUAGACAUAAUAAAUGUAUUGAUAAUAUUAUUGGUAAUAUUGAUGACUAUCUUGGCGAAACACAUAAUUUUUAUCUUUCAGAUCAUAAUACAGCCCAAACAGUUACAAUAAAAGAGCAAACCAUUGAUGUUAAAGGUUACUAUUAUAUUAUUAAAGAUGAUCUCAGUAAGGAAAAUGUAAUUAAGUUCAUAGAUUAUAUUAGUUGCUUAAGCUUUAGUGAAGUUUAUGACACAUCAGAUACAAAUGAGGCAUUUGAGAAGUUUCAUGAUUUAUUGAUAUUAUUUUAUAAAUUAUGUUUUCCGAGUAUAAGAGUAAAGAAAAAAUUUAAUGUUAGUAAACCAAAAUGGAUAACAAGAGGAAUCAAAACUAGUAGCAAACACAAAAGGUCUUUACGGUUUAUCUAUUACCUAAAUAAAAUUAACGAAAAUAAAAAUAGGUAUAAAAAUUAUUCUAAAAUAUUAAGAAAGUGUAUGUAUAAUCUUCAAGCACUAUGCAACCAAACAUAUAUAGCUCAGUCUCACAAUAAAGUAAAAGCUACAUGGAAUGUUGUAAAACACAACACGGGUAAAAUUAAAUGUAGAAAUAAUCUGGAUUUUCUUAAAGAUAACAAUACCACAACUACAUCUGGCUCAGAUAUUGCUAAUACAUUUAACAAAUAUUUCGUCAACGUUGCUAAAAAUGGUGAGUCAAAUAAUAUUGACAAUAGUAAUAUAUCUUUUUCCGAUUUAGCUUCACGAGAUAACAGUAUUUUUAUAGAACCCAGUGAUGGUGUUGAAGUUUGUCAGAUUAUAAGGAAUUUAAAAAAUACAAAAUCUUGUGGGUAUGAUAAUAUUUCUACGGAUAUAAUCAAAUGUAUAUCCCGGUAUAUA